AUGCAAGAAUCAUCCGAGUCAAGGCCUGACUUCAGAAUCGGGCAGCGAGUCCACUCAUCAGGUGAUCCACGUCGAAUUGGGACGGUGAGGUAUGUGGGACCUGUCCAAGGCUAUUCGGGCACAUGGGUCGGAGUUGAUUGGGACAAUGGAGAGGGCAAGCACGAUGGGACCAUCAAUGGGGUUCAAUACUUCCAGGCAAGGUCCGAACAAUCCGGGUCUUUUGUUCGGUCCCAGAAUCUCAGCUCUGGCAUUUCGUUGUUGCAAGCUCUCCAGCUCAGAUACCAAGGUGACACGACUAAAGAAGAAGAGGAUGAAAUGUAUGUCCUUUCAGCGAGCAACAAGCGUGUAAAUGUUCAACUUGUUGGCAAAGACAAAAUUCAAGACAAGCUAAGUCGAUUAGAGGAGUUGACGAGUGCAUCGGUAUCUUAUUUGGGUGUUAGCUCUCCUGGAGUCCCAUGUGACAUCAGUACUAAUGUGCCUAAUUUAAAGGAGCUUGACUUGACUGGAAAUCUAAUUUCAGAAUGGAAGGAUGUUAGCACAAUCUGUGAACAAUUGGCAGAUCUUUUUGCCCUCAAUUUAUCUUACAACUUAAUGGCACACGAUAUGGUUGGGUUGCCACAUUUAAAAUGCAUCCGCAUUUUAGUGUUAAACAAUAUUGGCAUAAAUUGGACCCAGGUUGAAAUACUCAAACAGUCUUUGCCGGAAAUUGAAGAACUACAUCUGAUGGGGAAUAAAAUAAGCACAAUAGAGCCUGCAUCAUCUUUUGCAGUUCAGGGAUUUGAUUAUUUGCGCCUUCUGAAUUUGGAAGACAAUUGUAUAGCUGAUUGGAAUGAAAUCUUGAAACUUUCACAGCUAAGAAGCUUGGAGCAGCUUCAUUUGAGCAAUAACAGUUUGAUUCGAGUCUUUUAUCCUGAUGACGGAAUGAUGCGUGAACUGCUAAAUGGUUAUGACUCAUGUGAGGAAAGCCAUAAGCCAUUUCAGAAUUUGCGUUGCCUUCUUCUUGGUGGCAACAACAUUGAGGAUCUGGCCUCUAUUGAUUCGCUAAACUCAUUCCCACAACUAGUGGAUAUCAGGCUUUCUGAGAAUCCAGUGGCUGACCCUGCACAAGGUGGAAUCCCACGAUUUGUUUUGGUUGCCCGUUUAGCUAAAGUUGAAAUGUUGAAUGGGAGUGAGGUUAGUUCUCGUGAAAGAAAAGAGUCAGAGAUUCGGUAUGUCCGAUUAGUUAUGUCAAAAAUGCAAGGAAAUAGCAAAGAACUCCAGUGGCUUCAUCCUAGGUUUGCGGAGCUUAAGGUUUUUCAUGGAAUUGAAGAUGAAAAGCCAUUAGUUGGAGCAGCAGGCCCUCAGAAAAUGGCUUCAGGACUUCUAUCUAUUACUCUGAAAUGUGUGGGAGCAUCUAUUGGUGAGAAGCCGUCACUGACGAAGAAACUCCCAGGCGCCACAACGGUUGGUAAGCUAAAAAUUCUUUGUGAAAGCUUUUUCAAGCUGAAGUCUAUCAAGCUGAAAUUGUUUCUUCAAGAAGAGGGUUCUCCUUUGCCAAUGUUGCUUGAUGAUGAAAUGGCAACUUUAACGGACCUUGGGAUUGGCAAUGAAUCAACCAUUCUUGUAGAUGAAGAGAGUUAA
Prunus armeniaca (apricot) is the source of this 1620-nucleotide messenger RNA. The record is from the annotation of a GenBank genome assembly. Lineage: Eukaryota; Viridiplantae; Streptophyta; Magnoliopsida; Rosales; Rosaceae.